AUGGGAAUCUCUGGUGUAAAAGGUGAAGAAGGAAAAAUGGGUCCACCUGGGCCUAGUGGAGAAUGUGGAGAUAUGGGAAUAAAAGGUGAAAGAGGGCCUCCAGGAGACAGUGGCUAUGUUAACAUCCGUCUUGAGAAAGGACAAAAGGGGGAACCAGGGUUUCCUGGUGAGAACGGAUUUAGAGGUGAAAGAGGUGAAAAAGGCAAUAUUGGUUUCAGAGGCACCCCAGGAUUUCCAGGGAAGAAUGGUGUCCCAGGACUGCCAGGUGACCAUGGUGACACUGGACUGAUGGGGUUUCCAGGAUCACAGGGUUUCCCAGGACCAAAGGGCUUCAAAGGAAUUACAGGUUUUCAGGGACAACCAGGUGACCAGGGUGAUGUUGGCUUACCAGGAAUCCCUGGAAAUCCAGGACUGACUGGCCCAAAAGGAUUUAAAGGCAAGAGAGGUGACCCAACUCCUCUGCUUGGUACACGGGGUCGAAAAGGGCCUCCCGGAGAUCCAGGAUUACCAGGACUCUGUGGAUUCCCAGGAGAGAAGGGUUCACCAGGUAUCCAAGGGCAACCUGGAAGACCAGGAUCCAAGGGUGACCCUGGAUACCCAGGAAUACCUGGAUUUCCAGGAGCUACAGGUCCUCAGGGCUUGCCAGGAGAACCUGGAGAAGAAGGGAAACGUGGAAUUUUGGGACCUCCAGGAUUGCAAGGAUUAGCUGGAUCCCAAGGCAGAAAAGGUCUUCCUGGACUGCCCGGACUGGAUGGCUUGGAUGGACUAAAAGGUCAAAAAGGUUCUGCAGGAGCUCCAGGUCAAAGUGAAACAGGGCCCCCAGGAUACUCAGGAGAACUUGGACCAAAAGGAGACAGAGGUGAACCUGGAUGGCCUGGUAUUUCUAUUCCAGGCCCCCCUGGAGAAAGGGGAUUCCCAGGAUUCCCAGGUAAAAGAGGACCUGUUGGACCCACUGGACCUAUAGGAAGAUCUCCUGAUAGUGCUUCUCCUGGUCCUCCAGGUGAUCAAGGACCACCUGGUUUAGAUGGCAUCAGAGGUCACCCUGGGAAUCCUGGUCCUCCUGGAGAGACUAUCUUUGUGCGAGGAGAUCCAGGUGAUACCGGUAUUCGAGGGGCACCAGGUAAUCCUGGGCAGCGAGGGCAACAAGGAGCCAGGGGUCUUCCAGGGAACCAAGGAAGAAGAGGCCCAAAGGGUCCUAUGGGAAUCCAUGGCCCACAGGGUCCACCUGGUGCUAUAGGACAACCAGGACACCAAGGUUUUCAAGGAAAACCUGGUCCCAGAGGUCCCACAGGUGACCCUGGUGAACCGGGAAAAAUAGAUGAUUCAUGCCCUACAAUCCCAGGGCCUCCUGGGGAAGCAGGGCAAAGAGGAGACGAUGGCUCUGUAGGAUUACCAGGGCCAAUAGGCCACCCUGGACCCCAAGGAAGAAAAGGUGAAGAAGGGUCAUGUGGGCUGCCAGGUCAAGAUGGCUUACCUGGGGCACCUGGACGACCAGGUGACCAAGGGAAUAUAGGAGAGCAAGGAUACACUGGGCCACAAGGUCCACCUGGCCAGACUGGUAUCCCAGGACCACCAGGCCCCCAUAUUAGAUCUGCAAGUGGAUUCUUGCUCGUCCUUCACAGUCAGUCAGACAGAGAACCACUCUGUCCACAGGGGAUGCCAAAAUUAUGGACUGGCUAUAGUCUGCUGUACCUGGAAGGACAAGAGAAAGCUCAUAAUCAAGAUCUUGGUCUGGCAGGAUCUUGUCUUCCUGUGUUUAAUACCAUGCCCUUUGCUUACUGUAAUAUCAACCAAGUUUGUUACUAUGCCAGUCGAAAUGAUAAGUCUUACUGGUUGUCAAGUGCUGCUCCUUUACCAAUGACGCCACUCUCUGAAGAAGAAAUACAACCAUAUAUAAGCAGAUGUGCUGUAUGUGAGGCCCCAGCACAAGCAGUAGCAGUUCACAGCCAAGAUCAGUCAAUUCCUCCCUGCCCUGUGAACUGGAGGAGUCUUUGGAUAGGAUAUUCUUUUUUGAUG
Messenger RNA from Fulmarus glacialis (Northern fulmar), 2016 nucleotides. Its product is annotated as collagen alpha-4(IV) chain-like. Gene Ontology annotation, molecular function: extracellular matrix structural constituent. The transcript is spliced from 16 exons. The annotation marks the transcript as partial. Gene Ontology annotation, cellular component: collagen trimer. The record is from RefSeq and is a predicted model, not a curated record. NCBI's taxonomy places the organism in Eukaryota, Metazoa, Chordata, Aves, Procellariiformes, Procellariidae.